AUGUGGAUCUUGGUGUCCACCAUCAUCAUCAGCUGCUGUCACGCAAAGGCGAUGCCAGUCAAACGUCGUAUGGUUCUCAGAUUGCCAUUUGUUCAUAACCAGGAGAACAGUCAGACCUCGUUCCAACAACGCACAUUCUUGCGUAUGCUCAACGGGAACUCCAAAAUCAAGAAGGCCGCCAUGACUUCCGGAGACGUUACCACCGCUUCAGAUGACACCGACGGAGAGAACCAUCUCUUCAUGUUCCGUCGUAUCUAUUGA
Caenorhabditis remanei is the source of this 261-nucleotide messenger RNA. RefSeq lists its product as uncharacterized. The coding region runs from base 1 to 261 and encodes 86 amino acids. The record is from RefSeq and is a predicted model, not a curated record. Lineage: Eukaryota; Metazoa; Nematoda; Chromadorea; Rhabditida; Rhabditidae. The transcript has 2 exons.